AUGAAAGAGACUAGCAAUUGGAAGCAACUCAUCUGGUCUGGAUCUGAAGCUGAAACUGCAGCUGGAAUGGGAGUAAGAGAUUGUAGGAAUAAUAGGAUUGAUACAAGUAGCUUGAUCGAGACAUGGAUAUUGAUUUAUGUACAUGGCAUCAAGCUGGUGGUGAAGAACAAGGAAAUCGGGGAAGCCCAUAUCAAGAUGAAUGGACAUCACCAUGCAGAAUCUGAUCCAACUACCAACGACCCGACAUUUCUCCCAAACUAG
This is a messenger RNA of Sclerotinia sclerotiorum 1980 UF-70, 261 nucleotides long. RefSeq lists its product with no specific name. Bases 1 to 261 code for a protein of 86 amino acids. The transcript has 3 exons. Lineage: Eukaryota; Fungi; Ascomycota; Leotiomycetes; Helotiales; Sclerotiniaceae. The record is from RefSeq and is a predicted model, not a curated record.